This is a messenger RNA of Cheilinus undulatus (humphead wrasse), 5356 nucleotides long. RefSeq names its product LON peptidase N-terminal domain and ring finger 2 (gene lonrf2). NCBI's taxonomy places the organism in Eukaryota, Metazoa, Chordata, Actinopteri, Labriformes, Labridae. Bases 991 to 3354 code for a protein of 787 amino acids. The transcript has 12 exons. The record is from RefSeq and is a predicted model, not a curated record. Gene Ontology annotation, molecular function: protein binding.
AGCAACAACCUUUAGCCAGAGGAGCUAGCUGGCUAGCGACCAAAAUGGAUUGCCCGAUCGACUGCUUUAUUUUCGUCGGUUUUGUCUCGUUUUUUAACAAGAGGACAUGACAGACGGAUUCGAUGAAAUUUACAAGUUUUGGGACGUUAGGUUGAAGAAAGUUCGCCGUUGGAGUUCGACGAAAAACGGAGAGAGAAACGGGGCAGUCGGUGUUAGCUCGCUGAAACGUUAGCUAGCUUUCGGCUUUGGUGCUCCCAGGGUCUCUUACAUAAAAACAACAGCCGAUCAGCUGCGGUUCACUGGAGCAAAGACUGGCUUCUAGAUCUAUAGCAAGGUUAUAUAUUUGAUGUAUUUGACUUUAUUUUACUGUGCGUUAUUUUAAACUUAACAGUUUGCCUUUUUGAGUUUAUAUUUUAUUUAAGUGAAGAGUUAGCUCGACAGGCCAAACGGAAAUUAAGCUUCUUACUUCCUAAGCGCUAAGGACUUCACCCACCGGCUCUCAAUUACAUAUAAAAUACUGUAUGUUCAUUUCCGUGCUCUCUGAAACAUAAAGUGACAUUGUCUGGAAAGUUUCCAACUGUAGCCGUGAGAUAUAAUCAGACCGCCUCCUUGCUGUAAAGAGAGCGAGAGAGGGCGGAAUUAACAUCAAGUCUCUACCUCGGAGAGCCGGUGUUUGUUGGGAAGGUAACAUCGCUUGCUGUCUUCAUUGGUGGAGAGGUCAUAGUUGAGUAUUUGUGGGACUUUGACGCGGACAAACAACUUACAUGGACGUCCUAUUUUAUUGGGGGUGAGGUCGUAUGACUCGGUAUGAGUCCUAACCUACUUUUAAUGGCCUUUAGUGAAACCAGGCUCGAUUGGACGUUUAGUUUGACAGAAAGCUAGCCUUGCUUUGGGAAAUGAUCUCUAAGCUCCUUUGGGAGUUUGGUCUUCUUUUGCAAGACUAUCAGUAAAACUUUCUGCCGUCCAAGUAUCCGAUUUUCAUUUUUGAAGAUGGAGACGGGAGUCCGAUCCCACCAGGGCGAACUCUUCCUCCAUCCGCUCUCCAACCCUGGAGCUGCGGGUAUCUGCCCUGAGAUGCUGGAGGUGGCAGAGGAAGCAAAUCGAGCUGGUGACUACAGUCUAGCUGUGGAGAUCUACAGCUCCCAGCUCGCAGACCUCCAGCAACCAGACAGAGGCUUGUGUUUGAGGAAAGCGGACUCUUUAGCCAGGGCUGGGAGGAUAUCUGAGGCGCUGGACUCUUACUGCACAGCUGCUAACUUGGGCAAACUGCGCCCGGAUGAGCUGCCCAUCCUGGUAGAAACUAUUGCCCGGACUGUACGUGAGAAAGAGCUGGGCAUCAACGGGACAAUAAAUGGACACGUGAAAGGCAUCAGCAGCGGUGGUGAGGAUGGAGUUGAAAGUGAUGGGGAUGGUGGAGAAGACGAAACGUUGGAUUUGUUUUCAUGUCGCCUCUGCAAGUGCCUCCUCCACGAGCCAACCACCGUGGAGUGUGGACACACUUUCUGCAAACGCUGCCUGGAGGACGAUUCUGUUAAAGACUGUAUACAAUGCAAGCAAAAGUUGCACAAAAAAGAGGGACUACCAAACGGGAGGAGGUUGAAUGUUGUCCUCAGCAGCCUGCUGGAUAAAUUGUUUGCAACUGAAAGCAAAGCUAGGAAAAACUGGAUGGAAGGGGAGCUUUUGUGGAAGAAACAGAGCCUUUCGGAUGCCUUGGAGAAGUAUAAUGCGGCAGUUGAACUAGCGCCCUCUUCAGGCCGUCUCCUGUGUCAGCGGGCCCAGUUGCACAUGGACAUGAGGGAAUUCAGCCAGGCAGUGCAGGAUGCCAGCAGCCUCUGUCGGAUGAAACCUCUAUGGAAGAAGGCUCACUGUUUAAAAGCUACAGCGCUGAGUAAAGCGGGACGUAAUGAUGAGGCCUUGCAGGAAUAUUUCUUAUGUGUGGCUUUAAAGCCUGACUGGACCAAAGUCAAACAAGAGGCCCAGAAGAUCCUCAGUGAGCUCUUCUCCUCCGUGUUUGAGAAUGAAGACAUGCCAACACCACUGCACCCUCUUCAAGGGGGGUUAGCCACCCGCCUCAUUAAACCCCCCGCCUUGCUCAGAUCUUUGAGACCACUCACUCAAAGACCUUGCUCUUCUUCUUCCUCCUCUUCUUCCGCCUCACAGGACUCAGAGUUCAGCGUGACUAAAAGUGCUCCAGCAGAUGAUUCAUCCACCAGACUGUCUGCUGCAUCUUUUGGUAAAUCAGAUGCUGCUGCAGUGGAGGAAACCACCAAGAGCCUGGCUGGCGUUCUGGCUGCACUGCCAGCUCCCCCCGGUGGCCUGAAGAGGAAACACAGUGGGGACGGAUCCUCGGCAGUCUUCAGCACUCCCUCCAAACUUCUCAAACCUGAUGAGAUGUGCAGCUCUCAGGCGGCUGUAAUGUGCGGAGGCCGGGUGUUCCCCACGGAGCUGCUGGACAGCGGAGACAUGGAGUGUUCACUCUGUAUGAGGUUAUUCUAUGAGCCUGUAGCCACUCCCUGUGGUCACACCUUCUGCCUCAAAUGUCUUGAGCGCUGCCUGGACCACAACCCCAACUGCCCUCUCUGCAAAGAGAAUCUGUCUGAGUAUCUGGCCAACAGAGGCUACAACAAAACUGUACUUAUGGAGGAAGUACUACAGCGUUACCUUGGAGACGAGCUGGCAGAGAGGAAGAAAAUCCAUGAAGAGGAGAUGAAGGAGCUGUCCAACCUGAACCAGGAAGUGCCCAUCUUUGUGUGCACCAUGGCCUUCCCCACCAUCCCCUGCCCGCUACACGUGUUUGAGCCUCGCUACCGCCUCAUGAUCCGCCGCUCUAUGGAGACGGGGACCAAGCAGUUCGGCAUGUGUAUAGCUGACGAGCUCAAAGGCUUUGCAGACCACGGCUGCAUGCUGCAGGUGCGGGAUGUGAAGUUCUUUCCAGAUGGUCGCUCUGUAGUUGACACCAUCGGCGUGGCACGGUUUAAGGUCCUCAGCCAUGGCCAGAGAGAUGGCUACAACAUUGCCAAGAUCGAGUACCUGGAAGACAAGAAGGUGGAGGGGGAGGAGCUGACGGAGCUCCUGAAGCUGCACGAUGCUGUGUACGAGCAGGCCAACAGUUGGUUCACCUCCCUGAAAGACAACAUGAAGAGCCAGAUCCUCAGCCACUUUGGGAACCUCCCCAGCAAAGAUGCAGACCCACAGGCCAGUCCCAGUGGUCCAGCCUGGUGCUGGUGGCUCCUUGCUGUCCUUCCUCUGGAGAACCGAGCCCAGCUCACCAUACUCGCCAUGACCUCUUUAAAGGACCGCCUCAUCGCCAUCCGAAGGGUCCUUAUCUUUGUCACGCGCAAGAGGCCGCGAUGAUUGGGCAUCGGCUUGAGCUUCCAUGCAGUUCAGUGAUUCAUUCAUUAGAUGUUGGGUUUUCAUACAUUUAGUUGGACUCAUUCAUUCUAAUUUUUACGCAUUAUGUACUAAAAUCAAGUAAUUCUCUCAUAUCCUUCUGAAUAAUGAGAGAAAAGUGUGUGAGAGUGGCAGGUGGGUCGGGUCUUCCUUGCUCAGUUGCCCCCUCUCACAGGAAAGCCACAACACAGCGUUGAAAUGCUCUCUGCUCGAGCUGUGACCCUUCUGGGGAGAUCUGCCGUCCCUCCAUCAUGAAGGAUCAAAAAAAGCAUGUGUGAGCAAAAAGGUUCAAGAGACAUCCAUUUCUUUUCUACAUGAACAAACCAGUUUUCUCAUGAGCUGAAAAAGAAGGCUGCCUGCUAUGGUGCCAUGUGGCAUCCCAAAUCCAUCACUUACAGUUUGUACAGGUACAGUUCAAACAAAAGCCGACAAAACUGAAAUACGAAGCAAAAAUAAAGACUUGGCAUGACGGCGACACUUUAAAGUGAAUGUACUGGGCUGGUUUUAGGAUGACUUUUUUUCUUUUUCUCAAACAUUUCACUCACUAUCACAUGAGGUCAGAUUCCUGUAUGCUAUCACGCUACAGCUGCUUCAGAAAUCUUCCUGACUGAGCUGAAAUCCAUGCGCAGAAACCUGGAGCACCAAACCUGCUGCCUCACAUCCUGGUGGGCUCGUACCUCAGACAGUGUUCUAAAAAAUGGACUACAACGUGUGACAUCAACUCAACAACAAAAUCUCUGCUGUGUUUGAAAGAAAGACGCGUAAGAUUGAAGACGGGCUAUUGCACAAGUUCGAGUCGCAUUUAGGAACAUGCAGAUAAAAUGCAUCCUCCCAGAUUGACUCGAUCUGGAACUUUCUGUCCUAUUGUAGCAUAUCUCUGGGACUUCAAAUACAGACUUAGUUUUAGGGGUUGAUUGUGUAUUUUUUUUCUGUUUCUCUCUCUGCUAUGCCCUUAAGUGUAAGUGUACGGUGAAAUAUUAAUUUGGGUGAUUUUAUAUGUAUAUCAAUGUAACUCGGAGGCCUUUGUCAUGUUUUAUUUAAGGAGCGUUUCACCCUCGAUCCAUCUCUCAGUGUAUUUACAUGCACAAUGUAGGGCAAUUACAGAGCUAAGUUAGAGUAAGAAGGUAAAAAUAAAAUAAGGUUAUAAGUCAGUCUUUCUCAACUUAACACUGUGUUUCCUUGAGGCCUAAAUACAUGUUAAUCUUUGAUUAUUUAUUUCCUCCCUGAAUUUCAUUGUCUAACCCAGUGUUUUUGCACCAAGUACAAGCAAAUGUUGAAACCUUCAGAUUAUUAGGAGUAUUGUGUCUACCUGCUUCUCAAAAACUUGGUUAUUGUGCAAAAUACAAUGGAUUUUCUUCAAUAAUCCUGCAAACUUCCACAAACCUUAAAUGAAAUUACCAUUUGGAUUUUUCUGCAACUAUUAGGGCUGUUAGAGCCACAAUUUAAUGAGUAGUUACCCAUCCUAGACUUUGUAACAAGGCCUAAAGAAGCAAUAAUGUUUUUUUGCCGUAUUUUAAUGAGGGAUUUAAAAGACUCAAUGAUAUGAGGAAACAGUCUGUUUUGAUGAGAAACACUGAAUGUAACCCUACCUGUGUUUAUUUCUGAUCAAAAAAAAAAUCGGAAAAGGAUUGAUGAAUUAAGUCUGUGACUUAAAGUCUCUGAAAAGGCAUGAAAGGAAAUUGAGUUAUUCCAAAGAGCUAAGAAAUAUGCCAGAAAUAAGCCAGAAAUAAGCCAGAAAUAUGGGGUUUCCUUGACGAUCUGUGCUUGUAGUUGUAUUCUCAUUGGCGUGCAUGUGAAUGCACUGUUUCUCUGUAUAACUCUGUCCUUCCAGAUGUUUGUGACUCCACUGCAGUCAGUCGCUCUCCAUGUGUGGGGUGGGGUUCACAACGUGCUGCAUUUCCCUGGUAUAUUUGUAAAGGGAGAUCUUAUACCUAUUUUUUAUUGCAAAUAAAGAAAAACACGUUCA